Molecule: messenger RNA, 418 nt
Organism: Lecanosticta acicola
Lineage: Eukaryota; Fungi; Ascomycota; Dothideomycetes; Mycosphaerellales; Mycosphaerellaceae
Source: the annotation of a GenBank genome assembly
AUGGCAUCGGCAGACUUGACCGAAUACGUGACGCUCAUAUCAUCUGACGGGUACAGCUUCGUCGUCCGGAGACCAGCGGCGUGUAUCAGCGACGCCAUUAAACGCAUGCUAGAUCCACAGAGUACACUUACGCUUCCUUUCCGGACUAUCGGUGCUCACGAACUGACAGGCCGCAGAUGGUUUCAUGGAAUCCAAGACGAACACCUGCAGAUUCGAUAAUAUCAAGUGAGACCAGCGAUUGUCGGGUCAGGAGAGUUGCUGACGACGACAUUGGAACAGCGGCAUUAUACUCGAGAAAGUCUGCGAGUACCUCUACUACAACGAAAAGCACAAGGACGCCAAGGACGUAGCGGAUAUGGAACUACCGACAGAGCUGUCUCUGGAGCUGUUGAUGGCGGCUGAUUACCUCAAUGUCUGA